Pseudovirgaria hyperparasitica is the source of this 1104-nucleotide messenger RNA. Its product is annotated as glycosyl transferase family protein. The record is from RefSeq and is a predicted model, not a curated record. Gene Ontology annotation, molecular function: glycosyltransferase activity. NCBI's taxonomy places the organism in Eukaryota, Fungi, Ascomycota, Dothideomycetes, Acrospermales, Acrospermaceae. The transcript has 3 exons. The coding region runs from base 91 to 1053 and encodes 320 amino acids.
AGGAAAAACUUGAAACAUCUUCGUUUCAUUCAGUAUUUCCUGUAAUAAUCCCUCCAAAGGUUCUGCACCACUCUAUCCUCUACCAGCAUCAUGGCUGCACAGGAAACAUUGGAUGCUGUCAAUCCCAAUCCAGAAAGAGUCGUCGCAUCUAAAAAAGUAUGGACGACUCUGAUCACAAAUACGAAAUAUCUUUCUGGGCUUCUUGCCCUGGAUUUUUCGUUGAAGAAACAUAAGUCGGCCUACCCUCUCGUUGCUCUGUACACAGAUGAGUUCCCAGAAGAGGGUCAUCGAGCCCUGGACGUCCGAGGAAUUCCAAAGAAGCAUGUCACGUAUCUACUGCCGUCGGCCACAAAAAGUUAUGACAACGAUCCACGUUUUUACGACUGCUGGAGUAAGCUCACGCCGUUCUCGUUGGUGGAGUAUGAGCGUAUCGUGCAACUCGACAGCGAUAUGCUCAUCCUCCGCAAUAUGGAUGAAUUGAUGGAGCUGGAGCUUGACCCUCCGAGCGCAAAGGGGACUGGAAACCGAGUAUUUGCAGCAGCACAUGCAUGUGUUUGCAAUCCUCUCAAAAAGCCACACUACCCAAAGGACUGGAUACCAGAGAAUUGCGCCUAUACCGCCCAGCAUGGGACGCCGGAGAAGGCGCAGGUCGAAGGAACAUCGUCCUUAGGUGGUUUAGGCAUGCCCAACGGAGGGCUUCAAGUCGUGAAUCCCUCGGGUGAUAUCUAUCAACUUAUCCUCGAUCAAUUGACAAAGGACUCUGCUACAGCAAGCUACGAAUUUGCUGAUCAGUCGCUCCUAGGAGAUGUGUUUCACGGCCGAUGGGUGUCACUACCGUACAUCUACAAUGCUCUUCGCCCAACUCGCAAAGCGCACGUCCAUGGUGCAAUUUGGCGAGAUGAAAGCGUGAAAAACUUGCAUUACCUCCUCACUCCCAAGCCUUGGGAUGAGAAGCCAGGAGAGGAAACGGAUGAAACGAACGAGUGGUGGUGGGCCGUCAAUUCGGAGCGUCUGAGGAUCGAGAAGGAUGCAGGGAUCGAUGAUGGCUUUUGAGGCUGUUAUCUCAAACAUUGUGAGAGAGCGAGGCGUUGGUGGUGGUGGUGG